This is a messenger RNA of Nematolebias whitei (Rio pearlfish), 6589 nucleotides long. Its product is annotated as Down syndrome cell adhesion molecule-like protein 1 homolog. Bases 113 to 6403 code for a protein of 2096 amino acids. Gene Ontology annotation, biological process: cell adhesion; axon guidance. Gene Ontology annotation, cellular component: plasma membrane. Lineage: Eukaryota; Metazoa; Chordata; Actinopteri; Cyprinodontiformes; Rivulidae. The record is from RefSeq and is a predicted model, not a curated record. The transcript is spliced from 35 exons. Gene Ontology annotation, molecular function: protein binding.
UCAGCAGAUCCAGCCCGGCACGGAGCCUCGCCCCGCCUGGCUGACCGCGGCGCCGUGCACUCUUCUCGGGGACUGCACAACAUUCCUGUGAAAUAUACCUGCUAUUAAUGGCAUGUGGCUUGUAACUUUACUUCUGCUGUAUUCUUUGCAAGAAGUCAACAGUGAGGAUGUUGUCUCUACGCGGCUGUACUUUGUGAACGCCUCCCUGCAGCGAGUGACCUUCUCCAGCUCGGUGGGGGUGUCCCUGCCCUGCCCCGCGGGCGGCGCCCCCCACGCCGUCCUGCGCUGGUACCUGGCCGCCGGAGACGACAUUUACGACGUGCCCCAUAUCCGCCACGUGCAUGCCAACGGCACCCUCCAGCUCUACCCUUUCUCCCCCUCUGCCUAUAACAGCAUCAUCCACGACAACGAGUACUUCUGCACUGCUGAGAAUCAGGCGGGCAAGAUCCGAAGCCCCAGCAUCCACGUUAAAGCAGUGUUCAGGGAGCCCUACACAGUCCGUGUGGCCGACCAGCGCUCCAUGCGGGGCAACGUUGCCGUGUUCAAGUGCCUCAUCCCUUCAGCUGUCCAGGAGUACGUCAGCGUGGUGUCCUGGGAGAAAGACACCGUUUCCAUCGUCCCUGGUAAUCGUUUCUUCCUGACCUCAUUUGGCACUUUAUAUAUCUCAGAAGUGCAGAAGGAAGAUGCUUUGUCCACAUACCGCUGUAUCACAAAGCACAAGUACAGUGGAGAGACCCGCCAGAGUAAUGGAGCCAGACUCUCUGUUAUGGACCCUACGGAGUCCACCCCUAAUGUGCUGGACAGUUUCCAGUCUGGUGAAGUGCAGGUGGGUCACAGUGUGGAGCUGCCCUGCAUCGCCUCCGGCUACUCAAACCCCACCAUCCGAUGGCUAAAAGACGGUCGGCCAUUACCAGCAGAUUCCCGCUGGACUCACCGCAUCACGGGCCUCACCAUCUCUGACUUGAGACUCGAGGACAGCGGCAACUACAUCUGUGAGGUCACCAAUAGCUUUGGCUCCAAGGAGGUGACCGGUCACCUCAAUGUUAUAGAGCCCCUGCGGGUCACAUUGUCUCCAAAGAACUUGAAGACUGGGAUCAGUAGUACUGUCAUCCUCUCCUGUGCUGUUCAAGGUUCCCCUCACUUUACGGUGUCCUGGUACCGUAACACAGAACCCGUCAUGCCCGAUCAGCACUUUUCCAUCCAGGGAGCUCACAAUGAGACCUUGUUCAUUUCUGCUGCGCAAAAAAGACACUCGGGCGCCUACCAGUGCUUCGCCUCGAGGAAGGGCCAAACUGCCCAGGACUUCUCCAUCAUACUGCUAGAAGAUGGGACACCCCGUAUCGUUACCUCUUUCAGUGAAAGGGUUGUCGUCCCGGGUGAACCGUUUUCCCUGAUGUGUGCUGCCAAAGGAGCCCCUCCGCCCACUAUCACCUGGACCUUGGAUGAUGAGCCUGUGGCCCGGGAUCUGUCACGGGUCAGAUCCAGCCAGUACACACUCUCCGACGGGAGCACCGUGAGCUACGUGAACAUCAGCAGCCCACAGAUUCGCGAUGGAGGAUUGUAUCGGUGCGCCGCACGAAACUCGGCUGGUAGUGCCGAGUACCAAGCGCGCAUAAACGUAAGAGGUCCUCCAAGGAUUCGCCCUAUGAAGAACAUCACUGCAGUGGCAGGAAGAAACACUUUCAUAAACUGUCGUGUAAUUGGGUAUCCUUAUUACUCAAUUAACUGGUACAAGGAGGAACUCCUGUUGCCUGACAACCAUCGCCAGGUGGUGUUUGAGAAUGGGACACUGAAGCUCAGUGAUGUUCAGAAGGGCAUGGACGAAGGCGCCUACGUCUGCAGUGUGCUGAUCCAGCCACGGCUAUUCAUCACCGAGACCGUUUACAUCACAGUCAAAGUUCCCCCGCUGAUCCAACCAUUUGACUUCCCCCCAACUUCCAUUGGCAAAUUGAUGUACAUCGCCUGUGUUGUGUCAUCUGGAGACAUGCCCAUACGCAUCACGUGGCGGAAGGACGGCCAGGAGAUCGUACCCUCCUCGGGCAUCACCAUCGACACAAAGGAGUUCAUGAGCUCCCUGCAGAUCUCCAAAGUGUCUCUCAAACACAAUGGCAACUACACCUGCAUUGCUAGCAAUGAUGCUGCUACUGUUAGCACAGAGAGGCAGCUCACAGUUACAGUACCUCCUCGAUUUGUUGUGCAGCCCAACAACCAGGAUGGGAUCUAUGGAAAGGCAGCAAUCCUGAACUGUUCUGUUGAUGGAUACCCCCCUCCGAAAGUCAUGUGGAAGCAUGCCAGAGGUGCACUCGCGGGUAUUGGGAACCCACAGCAAUACCACCCCGUGCCUCUCACUGGCCGUAUUCAGAUAAUGAAUAAUGGCUCUCUGCUCAUCAGACAUGUCCUGGAAGAGGAUCGUGGUUUCUACCUUUGUCAGGCCUCCAACGGAGUGGGUUCAGACAUCAGCAAGAGCAUGGUGCUCACAGUCAAAAUCCCAGCAAUGAUCACCAGUCAUCCCAACACCACUAUGGCUAAGAAGGGUCAUUUGAAGGAGCUGAACUGCACAGCCAGGGGAGAAUGGCCCAUCAUCAUUCGCUGGGAAAGAGGCGACACUGUGAUUGACCCUGAUCGCAAUCCCAGAUACUCCAUAACCACGAGUCCCAAUGAGAAGACAGACGAGGUGUUGUCUACUCUAAAGCUAAAGCCAGCAGAGCGUGAGGAUUCUGUCUUCUUUUCUUGUCAUGCUAUCAACUCUUACGGAGAAGGAAGAGGCCUUAUUCAGCUCACUGUGCAAGAACCUCCAGACCCUCCAGAGCUGGAGAUCCGAGAAGUGAAAGAUCGCAGCAUGAAUCUCAGGUGGACGCAGAGAUUUGAUGGAAACAGUGUCAUUACCUCUUAUGAUAUUGAAUAUAAAAAUAAGACAGAUUCGUGGGAGCUGAAGCAUGCCACUCGAAACAUCUCCCCCACAAACAAUCAGGCCAACAUUGUGGACUUGCACCCUGCCUCUGUCUACAGCAUCCGGAUGUAUUCCUACAACGCUAUAGGCAAGAGCGAGGCCAGUAAGGAGCUCACCAUCAGCACAGAGGAAGCGCAGCCUGACGGUCCUCCGAUGGAUGUGACCCUUCAGGCAGUAACUUCUCAAAGUAUCAGAGUCACUUGGAAGGCUCCAAGGAAGGAGCUGCAGAACGGGGUGAUCCGGGGUUACCAGAUCGGUUACAGAGAGAACGGCCCAGGAAGUAACGGCCAGUACAGCAUUGUUGAGAUGAAAGCCACUGGAGACAGUGAGGUCUACACUCUCGACAACCUGAAGAAGUUUGCUCAGUACGGCGUGGUUGUCCAGGCCUUCAACAGAGCAGGCACCGGACCUUCAAGCUCCGAGAUCAAUGCUACAACACUGGAAGAUGUGCCCAGUCAGCCUCCUCAGAACGUGCGAGCCAUUUCUGUAACAUCAGAUGAGGCUGUGAUCACAUGGGCUGAGCCUCCAAGGCUGACUCUCCACGGCGUACUGAAGGGAUAUCGUGUCGUGUUUUGGGCCGUCUUCCCAGAUGGAGAGUGGGGUGAAAUGCAAAACAUUACCACCAUCAAAGAGCAGGUGGAGCUUAAAGGCCUGGAGAAGUUUACUAACUACAGCAUCCAGGUCUUGGCCUUCACCCAGGCAGGAGAUGGUGUCAGGAGCAACGUUCUGUACAUUCAAACCCGGGAAGAUUAUCCUGGACCCCCGGCUGGCAUCAAAGCUGUGCCCUCCUCUGCCAGCAGUGUCGUAGUGUCAUGGUUACCCCCUCACAAGCCAAAUGGAAUCAUCCGCAAAUACACAAUUUACUGCUCCAGCCCUGGAUCAGGCCAACCGAUGCCAAGUGAGUAUGAAGCUAACCCAGAGUUGCUGUUUUACCGAAUCACCCACCUCAACCACCGGCAGCAGUACCUGAUCUGGGCUGCAGCUGUCACCACAGCAGGCCGCGGUAACUUCAGUGACAAAGUGACCGUAGAGCCAGCCGCCAAAGCUCCCGCCAAAAUCCUGUCAUUUGGAGGUACAGUUACAACUCCUUGGGUAAAAGAGGUGCGGCUACCCUGCAGUUCUGUGGGUGAACCAACACCAACCAUAAAAUGGACCAAAGAUAGUGAGGAUACAGCAAUCCCUGUGUCUCUGGAUGGACAGCGUCUUAUUCUGGCUAAUGGGACACUGGUGCUGCGCUCCGUCAAAGCUGAAGACUCUGGUUAUUACACCUGCACGGCCACCAACACGUUGGGCUUUGACACCAUUAUAGUUAACCUUUUGGUGCAAGUUCCUCCAGAUCAACCUCGUCUAACCGUGUCCACCACCUCCACCUCCUCCAUCACCCUUGCCUGGAUACCAGGAGAUAAUGGAGGCAGUUCUAUCAGAGGUUUUGUUCUGCAGUACUCUGUGGACAAUACAGAGGAAUGGAAGGAUGUUUUCAUCAGUUCUAGCGAGCGCUCUUUUAAACUGGACAACCUACGAUGCGGGACCUGGUAUAAAGUGAAGUUGGCUGCCAAGAACAGCGUCGGUGCUGGUCGCAUCAGUGAGAUCAUCGAGGCAAAGACUCAUGGGAGAGAACCCCAGUUCAACAAAGACCAACCCGUCUUCACCUACCUGAACUCCAGCCAUGCCCGCCUCAACCUGCUGGGCUGGGUGAGUGGGGGCUGUCCAAUCACUUCUGUCACUCUGGAGUUCAGACCAAAAGGGACAUGGGUGUGGCAGACUGUGCGAACCAACACCACCGCAGAUGUGUUCCUGGCGGAGCUGCGGGAGGCCACCUGGUAUGAAAUGAAGAUGAAAGCAUGCAACAGUGCAGGCUGUGGCAACCAGAGUUCCCAGUUUGCAACACUGGACUAUGAUGGCAGCACAAUCGCUCCCAUCAAAUCUCCUCUGAAAAAAAACGAUGACGUGAAGAAGUUGUUUUCCAUCGGCUCCCCUGUGAUUCUGGUCACUCUCGGCGUUGCACUCCUCUUCAUCAUUCGCAAGAAACGCAAAGAAAAGAGGCUGAAAAGACUAAGAGAUGCUAAAAGCCUGGCAGAGAUGCUGAUCAGUAAAAACAAUCGCAGCUUUGACACCCCAGUGAAAGGACCUCCUCAGGGCCCACGGUUACACAUUGACAUCCCCAGAGUGCAGUUGCUAAUUGAGGACAAAGAGGGCAUCAAGCAAAUUGGUGACGACAAGGCUACUAUCCCUGUGACAGACACAGAGUUCAACCAAACGGGGAACCCUCAGAGCUUCUGCACUGGUGUAUCUAUCCAUCACCCUGCCCUCAUCCAAAACACAGGUCCUUUGAUAGACAUGUCUGACAUCAGACCAGGAACCAACCCAGUGUCGAGAAAGAGUGUGAAGUCGGCCCACAGCAUCAGGAACCGAUACUCCAGUCAGUGGACUCUGACCAAGUGUCAGGCUUCCACGCCAGCCCGCACUCUCACUUCAGACUGGCGCACAGUAGGCUCCCAGCAUGGCAUCACUGUCACCGAAAGUGACAGCUACAGCGCCAGCCUCUCACAAGACACAGAUAAGGGACGCAACAGUAUGGUGUCCACAGAGAGCGCUUCCUCCACCUACGAGGAAUUGGCGAGAGCGUAUGAGCACGCCAAGCUGGAGGAACACCUGCAGCAUGCCAAGUUUGAGAUUACAGAGUGUUUCAUCUCUGACAGCUCAUCCGAUCAAAUGACCACAGGGACCAAUGACAAUGCGGACAGCAUGACGUCUAUGAGCACGCCGUCAGAGCCCGGGAUCUGCCGUUUCACUGCCUCACCACCCAAACCCCAAGACUACGACCGUGGCAAGAAUGUAGCUGUGCCCAUUCCACACCGCGCCAAGAGUGAUUACUGCAAUCUUCCCCUCUACAUGAAGUCAGAUCCCUUUUUCAGAAAGCAGUCAGAACAUCAUGACCCGUGUCCAGUGGUUCCGCCACGAGAAGCCUCUAUUCGGGGCCUGGCCCAGCGAGUGUACCACAGCCAGGGCCGUCAUGUGACUCUGGACUCUACAAAGCAGCCGGCUCUAUCCAUGGGCCACUCCGGGCUUUCCAACCUCAGCUCCUCCGCGACUUCCUCUGGAGGAGCGUCAGGAGGCGGUGGAGGAAGUGGGGGAGUGUCUGCUAGCUCUAGCAGUUCCACACUUCCCCAGAGGACUCUAACCAUGCCUGGCUCCUCUGCUGCAGCAGCUCAGAGCGCAGCCGCAGCCGCUGCAGCCACAGCUGCAGCAGCUGCAGGCGCAUCAUCCUCCUCUGGUGGAGGCGGAGCAGCAGGGGCCACAGGUGGGACCCCUGGAGGUGCCUCCUCUUCUUCCUCCAAGAUAGGAGGAUCCAGAGACUCUCUUCUGGAGAGCAGCUCCUCGGGCUUAGGCAGACUACAGAAGCAGAGGGAUGGAGGCUCGGGGGCAUACUCCAAGUCCUACACAUUGGUGUAGCCUGUCAUGACCGAGGCCUGUCACUGUAACUUUUAAUACAAUGCUGGUCAAAAGCCAGCGCUUUGCCUGGAGCCUCUGCGGUGAAUCGGGGUGAGGGACAUGCACAUGCACAGCUUAGCCGUCAGUGCCUGUGCUGUGCCAGCCUGCAGGAAGCUGCUCCCUGCUAACACUACAGUUCGAAGGGGU